CCCUCCUGCCGCCCCACCACCAGUCCAACACCACCCGCUGCUGGCUGCAUCCAAGCUCCAAGCCCGCACCCAAAAUCCGGAGCCUUUCUGCGUUUCCCCACCAGAGAUUCCCCUUCCUUGGAGCCUAGUGCGCGCGCGCCCCGCACGCGAGAACCCCCCCGCCGCCAUGUCCUUCCCGCGGCUCCUCGUCCUCUUCCUCCUGGCGGCGGCGGUGGCCGCGCCGCCGCGCCGCGCGGCCGCCGCCUGCGCGGCGGAGCGGUUCUCGGGCAACCGCGCGUUCGCGGCGUGCGCCGACCUGCCCCGCCUGGGCGCGUCUGUGCACUGGACCUACGACGCCGCGGCGGCGUCCCUGUCCGUCGCGUUCCUCGCGGCCCCGCCCUCCGGCGGAUGGGUCGCCUGGGGGCUCAACCCCACCGGCGACGGCAUGAGCGGCACGCAGGCGCUCGUCGCCGUGCCCAAGGGCAGCGGCGCGUACGAGGUGCAGACGUACAGCAUCUCCGGGUACUCGCUCGGCUCCCCGGGGCCGCUCUCCUACCAGACGUCCGACGACCUCGCCGCCGAGCUCGGCAGCGACGGCCGCGUCCGGAUUUUCGGGACGCUCAAGCUCCAGAACGGCACCGGGGAGGUGAACCAGGUCUGGCAGGUAGGCCCAUCCUCCGGCGGGGCCAUCGGUAUCCACUCGACGACGAAUGCCGACAACCUGAACUCCAAGGGGAAGCUGAACCUCCUCACCGGGGCCAGCACCGCCGCCAGCGGAGGGAACAGCAUCCUCAGGAAGAGAAAUACCCAUGGAGUCCUGAAUGCCGUGAGCUGGGGUCUCCUGCUGCCCAUGGGAGCCAUUUUUGCGAGAUAUCUCAAGACAUUCAAAUCGGCCGAUCCCGCAUGGUUCUACCUCCAUGUCGCGUGCCAGCUGAUUGGCUAUGGCGUCGGAGUAUCUGGCUGGGCAACUGGGAUUCAUCUUGGAAACAUGUCCAAGGGAAUCACCUAUUCAGUUCACAGGAACAUUGGGAUUACAGUAUUUGCUCUUGGUACUCUGCAGAUCUUUGCGCUCUUCUUGAGGCCGAAGAAGGAUCACAAGUACCGGUUCUACUGGAACGUUUACCAUCACUCCAUCGGUUACACCAUCAUCAUACUGGGCAUCAUCAACAUUUUCAAGGGAAUGUCCAUCCUGAGCGUCGACCAGAAGUGGAAGACGGCCUACAUCAUCGCCAUCUGCAUCCUGGGCGCCAUCGCCCUCAUCCUGGAAGUCGUUACAUGGGGCAUCGUCUUGAAGCGGAGGAAAGAGGACAGCAAGACCUACAAUGGCAACGGGAACGGCCACUUGCCGCUAUCCAUGUAAUGACUCCAUAGUCAGGUCCCUUUGGCCUGCAUUUAUCUUCACUGUUGUGUUGGUGUGCAGAUGUAGGCUGUAGCUCCUGUGAUCGUAGUGUCUAAUCUCUCUUUUUGUAUGAUAGAUGUGUGUAUACUGCACAAUUAUACUGGAGAUGAGUCAUGAGUGAUACUAGUGGCAUCGGUCAUUGCCUGCCUUUUGUUC
Panicum hallii is the source of this 1534-nucleotide messenger RNA. Its product is annotated as cytochrome b561 and DOMON domain-containing protein At4g12980-like. Bases 167 to 1339 code for a protein of 390 amino acids. The record is from RefSeq and is a predicted model, not a curated record. NCBI's taxonomy places the organism in Eukaryota, Viridiplantae, Streptophyta, Magnoliopsida, Poales, Poaceae. The transcript is spliced from 3 exons.